Balaenoptera ricei (Rice's whale) is the source of this 2102-nucleotide messenger RNA. RefSeq names its product cytochrome b-245 heavy chain (gene CYBB). The record is from RefSeq and is a predicted model, not a curated record. NCBI's taxonomy places the organism in Eukaryota, Metazoa, Chordata, Mammalia, Artiodactyla, Balaenopteridae. The transcript is spliced from 14 exons. Gene Ontology annotation, biological process: superoxide anion generation; defense response. Gene Ontology annotation, cellular component: plasma membrane; NADPH oxidase complex. The coding region runs from base 186 to 1898 and encodes 570 amino acids. Gene Ontology annotation, molecular function: superoxide-generating NAD(P)H oxidase activity.
AGGCUUUCCUGGGCUCAGCCCCCCAGCUGACCCUGCAGCUGUAUAUAAGCGCCCUGCAGCAGGACGUCACUAUCGGAAGAUAAAAGGAAACAGAUUGCCCCAAGGCUGCUGUCUUCAUUUCCUCAUGGGAAGAAGAAGCAUAGCAGAGAAGAAAGACACACUCGAGGCACUGAACGUCUGCCACCAUGGGGAACUUGUUUGUGAAUGAGGGCCUCUCCAUCUUCGUCAUUCUGGUGUGGCUGGGGAUGAACGUCUUCCUCUUUGUCUGGUACUACCGGGUUUAUGAUAUUCCAGAUAAGUUCUUCUACACUCGAAAACUUCUUGGGUCAGCGCUGGCACUGGCCAGGGCCCCUGCAGCCUGCCUGAAUUUCAACUGCAUGCUGAUUCUGCUGCCAGUAUGUCGAAAUCUGCUGUCUUCCCUCAGGGGUUCCAGUGCGUGCUGCUCAACAAGGAUUCGAAGACAACUGGACAGGAACCUCACCUUUCAUAAAAUGGUGGCAUGGAUGAUUGCACUUCACACUGCGAUUCACACUAUUGCACAUCUGUUUAAUGUGGAGUGGUGUGUCAAUGCCCGAGUCAACAAUUCUGACCCUUAUUCAAUAGCACUCUCUGACAUUGGAGAUAGGCCUGGUGAAACUUACCUCAAUUUUGCUCGACAAAGAAUUAAGAAUCCUGAAGGAGGCCUGUACGUGGCUGUGACCCGGCUGGCAGGCAUCACUGGAGUUGUCAUCACACUCUGCCUCAUAUUGAUUAUCACCUCCUCCACCAAAACCAUCAGGAGGUCUUACUUUGAACUGUUUUGGUACACACACCAUCUCUUUGUGAUCUUCUUCAUUGGUCUCGCCAUCCAUGGAGCUGAGCGAAUUGUACGUGGGCAGACCGCAGAGAGUUUGUUGCAACACAAGCCAAGAGAAUGUUAUCAAAACAUCUCACAGUGGGGAAAAAUAGAUAAAUGCCCAAUCCCAACGUUCUCUGGGAACCCUCCUAUGACUUGGAAAUGGAUAGUGGGUCCCAUGUUCCUAUAUCUCUGUGAGAGGUUGGUACGGUUUUGGCGAUCUCAGCAGAAGGUGGUCAUCACCAAGGUGGUCACUCACCCUUUCAAAACCAUCGAGCUACAGAUGAAGAAAAAGGGAUUCAAGAUGGAGGUGGGCCAAUACAUUUUCGUCAAGUGCCCUGUGGUGUCCAGGCUGGAGUGGCACCCUUUCACCCUGACCUCUGCCCCCGAGGAAGACUUCUUUAGCAUCCAUAUCCGCAUCGUGGGGGACUGGACGGAGGGACUUUUCAAAGCUUGUGGCUGUGAUAAGCAGGAGUUUCAAGAUGCCUGGAAACUACCGAAGAUAGCUGUUGACGGGCCCUUCGGCACUGCCAGUGAAGAUGUGUUCAGUUACGAGGUGGUGAUGUUGGUGGGGGCAGGGAUUGGGGUCACGCCCUUUGCAUCCAUUCUCAAGUCGAUCUGGUACAAAUAUUGCAAUAAAGCCCCCAAUCUGAGGCUCAAAAAGAUCUACUUCUACUGGCUGUGCCGGGACACACAUGCCUUUGAGUGGUUUGCAGACCUGCUGCAGCUGCUGGAGAUCCAGAUGCAGGAGAAGGACAACGCCGGCUUCCUCAGCUACAACAUCUACCUCACUGGCUGGGAUGAGUCUCAGGCCAAUCACUUUGCUGUGCACCAUGACGAGGAGAAAGAUGUGAUCACAGGCCUGAAACAAAAGACCUUGUAUGGACGGCCCAACUGGGAUAAUGAGUUCAAUACCAUUGGGAGUCAACACCCCAAUACCAGAAUAGGAGUUUUCCUCUGUGGACCGGAAGCCUUGGCUGAAACCCUCAAUAAGCACUGCAUCUCCAACUCCGACUCUGGCCCCAGGGGAGUGCAUUUCAUUUUCAAUAAGGAAAAUUUCUAACUAGUCUCUUCCAUGAGGAAAUAAAUGUGGCUUGUACCGCCAAAUGCCCCAAUAAUGCUAGUUGAUAAUGUAAGUUCCCUCCUUUAAAGAAAAAGAAAGAAAGAGAAACUAUAAUGUGAUGAUUUGCCCUGAAAGGAAUGUCAAAGAUUGUUUAACAGUGAUAAAUUUGCAUUUGUAUGGGGCUUUAUGGUUUUCAGAGCAAUU